UAACUGCAUCAGACUCUUCCCAGCAUGCAUUACAGGACGCUCAUGAUGUACACUGAAAUAGGGUGCUUCGUAGCGUGCGUCUGCGGCUGGAUCUUGGUUUGUUCCACGAUGCCGACGAAUUACUGGACUUACUCUGAAGUGGACAGUUUAGUUCUGACGUCUGGCCACUAUUUCUCCAACCUCUGGAAAGACUGUCUGUCUGACUCCACGGGCGUUUCUGACUGCAAAGAGUUCCCCACCCUGCUGGCUCUGCAGACGUACAUUCAUCUGUGCCGAUCUCUCGUCAUCACCUCCAUAAUUCUGGGAUUGUUCGGGGCCAUCCUUGCUUUGGUGGGGAUGAAGUGCACAAAACUAGGAGGCUCUGAAAUCAUGAAUGCGAAGGUCACCUUUGCUGCAGGGAUGAAUUACCUCCUGUCAGGUCUCUGCGGUAUGUUUGCCUACAGCUGGUACGCCCACAAGGUGAUUUCUGAGUUCAUGGAUCCAAAUUACAGAGCAAAAAAGUUUGAGCUGGGCUCCGCUCUGUUUGUGGGAUGGGGCGGCUCGGCUCUCCUCGUGGUGGGAGGAUUGGUGUUCAGCAUCACCGCAGGGAAGGAAGCCUGCCGAUCCAGCUCCAAGACCCAAGAGAUGUCCAAUCACACUCCUCCCUCCAAUCUCUCUGAAGCGAACCAGAAGACACACAGUCCUCCGCUGUCACCCAUCCCUGACCGAGCGAACCAGAAGACCAGCAAACCUCCCAAAGCAUCUCACGCCGUGGACGCUUACGUCUGAUGGCCCCCUUCAUAUAAUCUAUAAUCUUUAGGAGAAUGUCCUUAGUAAUAGUUUGAGGCACGUGUUUAGUAACACAGAGAUUGAAACACUGGUGUCCAGUGAAGAGCUGGAGGAAUGGUUUGAUAGAAGUGAACUGGAUCUGCUGGUCUGUGCUAAUAAAGACUGACCUACACGUCCAAUACAAAACUACUGACUUCUCUGGAUUAUUCAUAUUUCAUAGUAAACAAUAACUGAUCAAGUGUGUACCUAAUGAUCACUUUGUCAAAUAAUGAAUUUAAUAUUGUAAAUUUGAACCUCACAAUACUAGUGUUGUCACAGUACCGAAAUGUCAGUAGUCUACCAAAACCAGUCAAAUUUCAGUUCUCUGUACCAUAGUAAAAAUGAUUUGAAAUUAUAUAUAUAUA
Carassius auratus (goldfish) is the source of this 1172-nucleotide messenger RNA. RefSeq names its product claudin 10c (gene cldn10c). The transcript is spliced from 5 exons. The coding region runs from base 25 to 768 and encodes 247 amino acids. NCBI's taxonomy places the organism in Eukaryota, Metazoa, Chordata, Actinopteri, Cypriniformes, Cyprinidae. Gene Ontology annotation, cellular component: bicellular tight junction; membrane. The record is from RefSeq and is a predicted model, not a curated record. Gene Ontology annotation, molecular function: structural molecule activity.